Messenger RNA from Vanessa tameamea, 1986 nucleotides. Its product is annotated as proton-coupled zinc antiporter SLC30A2-like. Gene Ontology annotation, biological process: zinc ion transmembrane transport; response to zinc ion. Gene Ontology annotation, molecular function: zinc ion transmembrane transporter activity. The coding region runs from base 221 to 1495 and encodes 424 amino acids. The record is from RefSeq and is a predicted model, not a curated record. The transcript has 10 exons. Gene Ontology annotation, cellular component: plasma membrane. Lineage: Eukaryota; Metazoa; Arthropoda; Insecta; Lepidoptera; Nymphalidae.
GAUUAUUGCUCUAAGAGUAAUGGUGUUAUUUUCAUUUCAAAGUCGCACUGUGUAUUUUUUAUAUUAAUUAAAAAUUGUGUUAAAUAUUAUUUUUCUAUGGGUAACUAAUAUAAAAAGCGGGGUAAAAAAGUCAGCUGAUGAUUUGUAUCUUAUUUCCGUGUUCUUAAUAUUAAAAAAUGUGUUAAAAGUGGAGAGAUUCUGCGGCUAUCGAGGCGCCAGAAUGUCUGAUGAAUUGGAAGCUCGGAUGUGGGACGAGGGAGGCUCCAGAUAUGAAUCCAGGAACCGUGGAACAUUUUACGAAUCUGCGUUCGCUUCAUCAGAACACUUGGACAGAGCUCCCUUAUUAUCCGAGGAGAGCUACACGGAGGUGCCGGUGGCGCCGCCCAGCGAGUCGGACGAACACUGUCACUGGACGAGACCUGAACCCCCAAGUGCUGUUCCUCAACUCGUCUGUGCACUUAUACUGUGCGCCGUUUUUAUGAUAUGCGAGCUGGUCGGUGGUUACUUGGCAGGCAGCCUGUCUGUGAUGAGCGAUGCGGCGCAUAUGUUGAGCGACUGCGGUGGCUUUGCGCUUGCGAUACUCGCUUUCCGCUGCGCUGGGAGACAGCCUAACGCCAAUAUGUCCUAUGGCUAUAGGAGAGCUGAGGUAUUGGGCGCGAUGACCUCUGUCCUCCUGAUCUGGGUGCUGACGGGAGUGUUCGUGUACGUGGCGGCGCUGCGUAUCCACACCGGCGACUACCAGAUCGAGCCCGACAUGAUGAUGAUCGUGUCGGGCUGCGGCGUGGCUUUCAACGUGGUGCUGGCGCUCGUGCUGCACGGCUGCGCGUCCGACAUCGCGCACCACCACUCGCACGGCGGCGCGGCGUGCUCGCACGCGCACGGCGCGCGGCGGCCGCUGUUCGGGCGCGCGGCGGCCGCCAACGGCGCGCUCGCCAACGGCGACUACGGCGACUACGGCAUGAAGGACCUCGCCGCCGCCGACGCGCACGUGGCCGGCUCCGCCGCCAGGAAUAUCAAUCUCCGCGCCGCCUUAAUCCACGUGAUCGGUGACCUCAUCCAGAGCUGCGGGGUUCUGCUCGCUGCUGUUCUCAUCAAAAUAUAUCCCGACGCGAAGGUGGUGGACCCGGUGUGCACGUUCGUGUUCGGCGUGCUGGUGCUGCUCACGUCGGCGCGCGUGGUGCGCGACGCGCUCGCGAUGCUCAUGCAGGCCGUGCCCGCGCACUUCCGGUAUAGAGAGUGUGUGGCCUCACUGUCGGCCGUGAACGGUGUGCGGCACGUUCAUUCCGUCCAUGCGUGGGCUCUGUCGACCCACCACACCGUUUUGACAGCACACGUCGCAAUCGACGAACUGGCCGACUGGGAGUCCGUCCUCCACAGUUGCCAGCAGCUGGCGCGCAGUCAGUUCGGUGUCGACAGCGCCGCCUUCCAGGUGGAGCGCUACUCCAGCUGCAUGACCACCUGCCGGCACUGCAAGCAGCCUGCCGCCGUGCCCUGACCCCUGUGCACGCUGAGCCGCUAGCCGGACAUAGAAUAACGCGGCUGAGCGCUACCAGACUUUAACACGACUCGUAAAGAAGAUUGACCGAAGUAAUGUUGAAGAGGAACUCCGAAUGAUUCCAUGUUCCGUGUUAAUGGUCAGUUGUAUUGUUUGUAAGUAUAAUGACUCUCGUGAACGCGACAUUCCAAAAAGUAUUACUAUUAAAAAAUUAGUCGUAAGAUACGGUCGUUUGUAGCUUUCAAGUAUAUUUCGACGAUGUUUGUCUAAAAGGUCGUAUGUGCGUUGAAUUUGAAUUGCCGUUUCGAACGUAACCGCGUCCUACAGAGUGACGCGUACAGACGAUCUUUCCUUCUCUUUCUCAUUGUCUCUUUUGUAUACGGUUUUAUAUCAUAUAAAUUAAACUUUUUUUUUUGUUGUAAAAAAUCGAAAUUUUUUAAUAGCAGUUUGGACAUUGUUUUUAAUACACUUCAUUGUAAGCCACAUAAUAA